Molecule: messenger RNA, 3820 nt
Organism: Epinephelus fuscoguttatus (brown-marbled grouper)
Lineage: Eukaryota; Metazoa; Chordata; Actinopteri; Perciformes; Serranidae
Product: zinc finger and SCAN domain-containing protein 21-like
Exons: 3
Coding region: 220-1353 (377 amino acids)
Biological process (GO): regulation of transcription by RNA polymerase II
Molecular function (GO): RNA polymerase II cis-regulatory region sequence-specific DNA binding; DNA-binding transcription factor activity, RNA polymerase II-specific
Source: RefSeq, a predicted model, not a curated record
UAGGAGCUGUUGUUUUGCGCUACGAUUCCUGCUUUUAAUAUUGUUUCCAUUUUCUUUUAAAUGUUUUUACCAACUAAGUCGGCUCAAAAUUAACUAAACGCUUUCUAACACAGUAACUACGAGAUACGUUUUCGGGAAGUUUAAAAACAGAAACGAUAACGUACGGAGUUAGCUCAUGUUGCUAACGUUAGCCGCUGACUUCACCUCCAGCUUUCCAGGAUGUCUAAACUUGAACGUUUGAAUGCUCGUGUGGCCAAGCUACUGACCGAGGCGGUGCAGGAGGUUCUGGAGGUGGUGAAGGAGACAGUGUCAGAGUACCAGCAGAAAACUGCCAGGACACAGAGGGAGAACGAGAGUCUGAAGAGGAAGCUGCAGGAGCUACAGGACAAGAUAACAAGAGAGAGCACAGCCGCUCCACCCACAAUCAGUCCAUUACCUGAAGAAAAAGAAGACCCACAGAUUCAAGAGCAGGAUCUGGGGCUCUCUUUGUGGCAGGACUCAGACCUCCCUCUCGCAGAGCAAGCACCGAUAAGCAGUCUCAAACCUGACCAUGACGUGAAGCAGGAAUUGAAACAACAGGAGAGCUUCAGUGAUGUUGGAUUACAAGUUGAGUGCAACUUGACACAAACAACAGAACAGUGCAAAGCACAACCCGAGGAGGUGACACACAUUAUCGAGGAGGCAGUGACAGUCCGCACAUCACACAGUGCAGACAGCAACAUCAGCGCUGUCUCAUCCAAUAAUGCGUGCACCUCUCACUCCAGCACCUCACUUGGGGUAAACCUGGCUGGUAUCAAAACAGAGUCAGAACUAGCAGACUGCACAACAUCAGAGCCACCAUCUCUUCCAGAACAAUACAGUGGAUGUGUGGAUUUAAGCUGCAACUCUUCUCGUCAGAACACCGCUGAGACGCAGAGGUCACAUGUUAGUGCUGAACCUCAAGGACGCGUCUUCAUCCACUCAAAUCACCCCGUCCCUCGGAGGCAUGGCUUUGCAAAAAACAGCAGGGCUGCAUUUGAUGGGAGAAAAAACAGGAUGGAGCACUUCAGGAGAGAAGACUCACACUUGUGUGUCGUGUGCGGAAAGACGUUCAGCAGGGUCGGGAACUUGAGAAUCCACCAGCGUUGCCACACGGGAGAGAAGCCGUACGGCUGCAUACAGUGCGGGAGGCGUUUUAGUCAGGCAGGAGACCUGAAGAAACACAAGAGGGUCCACACGGGGGAGAAACCGUACUACUGCAACCAGUGUGGAAAGAGCUUCAGUCGGGGGGAGAAUCUGAAAAGACAUCAGAAGAUUCACAUUGGAGAAAUUUUACAAUUACAGCAGGUGUGGAGGGAGCAACACAAUGAUUAAUGUACAAGACUGACUGCAAAGCACAUUGACUCUGUGGAGAAUCUGUGAAGGAUCAUGUUUGGUCUGUGCCCUUAAGAAACAGUUGCAAGACACCUAAAUUAUUAGCUUGAGAAUUUAUUAAGGCUAGUCUUUUAUAACUUAUUGGGAAUUGUUACAAGGACUUACUUACUGUUCUGCUAUGGAGCCAAUUGUGUGCUAGUUAUGCUACUUUUUUUGUCCCUCUGAUCACAAUGAAACAGGGCUGUAGAAGGUUAUCACCCAACCAAAGAGGCUAAAGCUUUGCAGAUGAAGAGACACUAAUGUAAAGACACACUAUCAGUAUAUAACGAUAAAUCAAACAAUUAGAGUAAUAUUAAAAAAAGGACACAAUAAUCGAAGACAACACAAAAUAAAACUAUAAAAUGAUCAAACGAGACAUAUAUAAAAUAAACUGUGCUAAAUUAAGAAAAGGCUUUUUGAACAGAUAGGUUUUAGAAGUAUUUUAAAAGAUGUCACUGAUUCAGCAAACCUCAAAUCAGAUAUCACAAUAUUUAUGACUAACUGUGACAAUAUUGCAGGGUUAACUAUUUCUCAACUUUCACAAAAUAUUCACACAGUUAGAUUUUUGAUAAUCAUCAGUAAUGUGCAUGAAAUGACUAAGUAGGUAAAGACAAACAAAAGAACAGCUGUAGCAGUCAGGUAAGGAAAAUAAACUUAUGAUAUUACGAUAUCCAAAAUCUAAAAUGAUACAUGAGAUCUAGUCUCAUAUCACAAUAUCAAUAUAAUAUCAAUGUACUGCGCAGCGCUAAUAUCUGUCAAAUGGUGUUUUUGGCUAACACAGUUUGGUCAAUUGUGGAAUUUUACCUCAUAGAGCUGUUACAUUAGAAGAAGAAGAAGAAGAAAAGAAAAGAAAUAUACUUCAGAGGUCCUACAAAGCCAUGGUAUAUUUAUACAGGUUUUUAAAAAAUAUUAUUUUGGCUGAGUCUAUCCAUUGUAGCUGUUUAGUGCGACAAAAAAUACCUUUGCAAUUCUUCUCAACCAGAGUGGAGGUCAAAUCACACAGGGGUGUGCUGGACUUUAAGGAGCUGCACAUUUUAUUAAGCACCUUCAGCUGUCAAAAUGAUUUUAUUAGAAUGUAUAACAUUAUCAGUAAUGUUUCAGACAGUGUAGAAAGGAAACUCAGAUACUGACAUGUGCUAAAAAACAAUAAACAAAACAUGAUGGUGCAGCUCUACUUUGGAUAUAACAAAUUUAUAUCCACUGAGCACUUUCAAAGGUGACAGUGUGUCAUAUAGGAAUAUGAUUUUAGUAAUUUCCAGAUCUGGAUAAGUAUGUGGGGGAAAAAAGAGAAUGGAAAAAUAUUUGUGUUUCCAGACUGUUGGCCCUUAUUCUGUUUUUUAACAUAUACACUUAAGAAUUUCUAGAAUAAAUUGAUAGUACUUAUAAACAGAGUGUUUCUCAUGGUAUUUGGAGCAGGCAGCCAGCACAGCCAAAAUAUUUGCCACCGUGUGAGCGAGUAUGGGCCAGAGCUGGCUCCAUGUCAUUGAAAGCAAAGCUCCAAGUAUGCCAUGUCUAAGUGCUAAACUAAACCGAAUCUGCAUAUCUGCCACCAAAUUAGCCUGAAAGAUAACGUGGCAAUAUCUUUGAAUAGCAUAUAUUCAUAGCAUCACAAAUAACUGACUGUUUAGCUUGUCUAAUAUCUGUGAGUGAUGCAGUGAUGCGGAUAUCUGAUGAGCAAACACUGUCUUGUCUGUGCAAAGGAAACCAAACCUUCAUGGUUGCAUUCAUCGUUGUUUCCAUGGACACAGUGAAUAACCAAGGCUGCACAGGUGCUGUGAAAAUUUAAUUAUUUAAUUUUUUUCCAACUCAUUUUUUAAUUCUUAUUUAUGAAAGAGACUAAAACUAUGGGGUAACAGUGAUAUCAUUUAUUCAACAUGUUAAGAGAAAAUAAUCCAAGUAAAGGCAGCGUUGGUUCGCUUACUUCAUCUUUGGACAGAAACAUUACGAGACACUACAUGAACUAGCUGCAGUCUCCUGGCAGUUAUUGGGCAACAUUAAUAUUAUAUAUGGUCAGAAGGUAACGCACAUGUUUACAAAUGGAUUUUAAAACCAUUAAUUUAUUUUUAAUUUUAAUAAACAUUUGGUUAUUUGAACUCAGAUGCUAAACAUGGGCUGAAAAUCUACCAAGAACUCUGGAAAUGUGAGUCUGCAAAAGUCUGGAGUUGAAUGUAAAAUGUGUAUGAACCCUUUGUGAAGUUGUUUCAGUCAUGUACAGAGUGAGUUCUCUCAUGUUAAAUAAGUAAAGACUGAAUGAUAAAAAGUCUUUAAUAUCUGGACAGCAUGAUUGUCAUGAAAACUGCCUGAUGUUCCAGACUGAUUGAAGCUUGCUGUAUGCUGGAUGUAUUUAUUGCAGAUUUUAUUUAGUUAUUUAGGAUAUAAGCCAGGAAAAUAGAGUUUGUACAGCAGAACAAUAAAUUAAUUUAUUACC